Messenger RNA from Portunus trituberculatus (swimming crab), 1488 nucleotides. RefSeq names its product venom carboxylesterase-6-like. The record is from RefSeq and is a predicted model, not a curated record. Lineage: Eukaryota; Metazoa; Arthropoda; Malacostraca; Decapoda; Portunidae.
GUCAUGUUUCUCCUACUGUGCGUGGCGGUGUGCGUGGGCGUGGGUGCGGGCGUGGAGGUGGAGGUGGAGGUGUCUGGGGGCGUGGUGAGGGGCGUGGAGAGAAAGAGUGAGAGUGGGAGAGUGUACCACGCCUUCCUUGCCAUACCGUACGGCAAGGCGCCCGUAGAUCGACUCCGCUUCAUGCCCCCCCAGGCCAGCGAGGCGUGGGAGGGGGUCCUGAACGCCACCGAGCCGCGCCCCCCGUGUGCCCAGGCCGCCCUUGGGAUCACAGAGGGCGUGGAAGACUGUCUCAAUCUCUAUGUGUACACUCCUAAGGAACGCUCCGGCAAGCUCCCUGUGGUGGUGUGGCUGCACGGGGGCGCCUUCGUGGUGGGGGGGGCGGCGUCCCUGCGUGAACACCUACUGAUGGAUAGAGAUGUUGUGUUGGUGGUGCCACAAUACAGACUAGGCGUACUGGGGUACUUCCACACACCCUCCGGCACCAGCAUGGGCAACAUGGGGGCGCUGGAUCAGGUGUGGGCGCUGCGCUGGGUACAGGAGAACAUUGCGGCGUUUGGCGGAGACAGCGGCAGUGUGACCUUGGCCGGGGACUGCGCUGGGGGGGCCUCGGGGCUGUACCAUAUGUUGUCCCCUCUGUCUGUAGGCCUGUUCCACCGGGUAAUAUCCUUCUCCGGGGCGCCACUCUCCCCCUGGGCUCUAUACACUCACAAUCACCGCUUCAUGUUGAUCCUGGCCAACUAUAUUAAGUGUCCCGCGCAUGACCAGAAGCUGACUGUCAAAUGUUUUCAAGAGGUGACGGUUGACGAGUUACUACACCCUGUUCAGAUGCUGUGUGAGGUGCGGGACCCCCUCGUGGGCAACCACCGACUCUCCCCCGUGGUGCAGGACACUGAGAGGACGCCCCCGGAGUCCCUAUUCCUUCCCUACCACCCCCUCACCCCUCUCACAGACGGCCCCCCCUCCCAAGUGCCAGUUUUAAUGAGUGUGACUGAGGGCGUGGGCACACACCUAGUGGAUAUGCUUCUGUACGACUUCAUUAAGUACAAGAUGGAGGUGGAUGAUGACUUUCUGCCCAAGCUUCUGCCAAUGCUGCUGAAGGAGACAUACAUGAGGAAUCACACUCAGCACGAGGAGGAGUUCCAGAAUUUCUACUUUUCUGGAAUCAACUGGAAUGACCUCACGGAGAUAUUGCCCGGGCUGGAACAGAUGCUGGGAGAUAUUCAGUUCAAGGCGGGAAUUUUGGCCACCGCCUCUCUCCUCUCCCAACACUCUCCCACCUACGUCAUGAGAUACGCCUUCAAGCAUGGCCCCUCUCUGUUCACCCAUCGCCAUCCUGACCCCUCCACGGCGCCCCCCAUGCCCGCCCAGGCUGGCCGGGACGAGGUAGCCCUGGUGAUGCCUGAGCUGGGCCACACCUACACACCUGGGCAGAGGGAGGCCACAACACACCUGCUGGACAUGAUUGAGAACUUUGCAUAUGGAAGGUAA